Messenger RNA from Culex pipiens pallens (northern house mosquito), 372 nucleotides. Its product is annotated as malate dehydrogenase, mitochondrial-like. The annotation marks the transcript as partial. The transcript has a single exon. Gene Ontology annotation, molecular function: L-malate dehydrogenase (NAD+) activity. The record is from RefSeq and is a predicted model, not a curated record. Gene Ontology annotation, cellular component: mitochondrion; cytoplasm. Lineage: Eukaryota; Metazoa; Arthropoda; Insecta; Diptera; Culicidae. Gene Ontology annotation, biological process: tricarboxylic acid cycle.
AGUCGACCCACAAGAGGUCAACAUUCCGGUCUUUUCCGCUCGGAUAUUACCAAGGCCACUUACUUCUCCACGCCGCUGCUGCUGGGCAAGAACGGUCUCGAGAAGAACCUUGGUCUGCCCAAGGUGAACGCCAACGAGAAGGAGCUGCUCAAGAAGGCCAUUCAGGAGCUGAAGAAAAACAUCCAGAAGGGCGAGGAGUUGGUCAAGAAGAAGUGAAUUUUUAGAUCAAGUUGAAAAUAUUUGUAACCAACAAUUGAAAAUAAAAUUUGAAGUACAUGAUAAAAAGUAUCCGCGUAUUUGUUUUCUUUGUAGUAAAAUUUAUUCUCAUUCUACAUUCUUGGACUUAGCGGCGGCGGCGGGUUUCGGUUCCGU